AUGCAGUGCUAUACAGAGCUUCUUCCCCCGACUGGGGUCACUCAUGCUUUGGCAGCGCCUUUCAUUUCAGCAACAGCCAACAACUUGGUUGUUGUCAGAACAUCUCUUUUGCAGGUGUUUUCGCUUACCAAGCCCUCUCCUCAACCACAGGAAGAUGGAUCAGACAGUCAAAUCUCGCAAUUCUCCCGGCCAGAAGCAAAGCUAGUCCUGGAGAAAGAAUACCAGCUAUCCGGAACAGUGACUGAUUUGAGCCGAGUCAAGAUCCUGAACACAAAGAGUGGUGGAGAUGCCAUUCUAAUUGCGGUCCGGAACGCCAAACUCAGCUUGAUCGAGUGGGACCCAGAGCGCUUUGGAAUCUCAACCAUCUCCAUUCAUUACUACGAACGGGAUGACCUGACCCGCAGCCCCUGGGUGCCUGACUUGAGCCAGUGUGGGAGCAUUUUGAGUGUUGACCCCAGCAGCAGAUGCGCGGUGUAUAAUUUCGGGAUCCGCAACCUUGCGAUUCUGCCUUUCCAUCAGGCGGGUGAUGACCUGGUGAUGGAUGACUACGACCCUGAGCUUGACGGAGAACGCCCAAAACCUGGCUUCGAAGUUGAGAAAAGCAAAGAUGGACCAGCACACCAAACCCCUUAUGCCUCAUCUUUUGUCUUGCCAUUGACCGCCUUGGACCCUUCAUUGUUGCACCCCAUAAGUCUUGCGUUCCUUUAUGAAUAUAGAGAGCCCACGUUUGGCAUUUUGUAUUCACAAGUCGCAACCUCCACUGCCCUUCUUCACGAGAGAAAAGAUGUGGUAUUUUACGCAGUCUUCACACUAGACCUCGAACAGCGAGCAUCUACAACACUUCUUUCAGUGUCUCGUCUCCCGAGUGACCUGUUCAAGGUUGUACCACUCCCACUCCCGGUAGGAGGCGCCUUGCUUCUUGGCUCCAAUGAGAUUGUGCAUGUGGACCAAGCUGGUAAGACCAAUGCGGUGGGGGUCAAUGAAUUCUCUAGGCAGGUCUCUGCAUUCUCAAUGACCGACCAAUCCGACUUGUCGUUCCGCCUCGAAGGUUGCGUGGUUGAGCGACUUGGUGGUGAUAGCGGCGACCUGCUCCUAGCCCUUGCGUCUGGGGACAUGGCACUAAUCAAAUUCAAGCUUGACGGACGAUCUGUCUCCGGCCUCACUGUUCAUCGCCUUCCUUCGAAUGCGGGUGGGGAUAUCCUGAAGUCGGCAGCCUCAUGUUCCACUUGUUUCGGUGAUGGGAACGUCUUCCUUGGCAGCGAGGAUGCAGAUUCAGUGCUUUUGGAAUGGUCUCAUUCAUCAGCCUCAACAAAGAAAGCCCGGCUUGGGUCAAAGCAAACGGCUGAUGAUGCUGGAGAACUUUCGGAUGAGGACCAGAUGGAAGAUGACAUCUAUGACGAUGACCUUUAUUCCUCGGCACCCGGACCGGCACAGAUCGAUCAUCGGACAGGAACCGACAAUUCAACACAGUAUUACAACUUCCGAUUGAAUGAUCGUCUUUUGAACAUUGGACCCCUGAGAGACACAACCCUAGGCAAAGCCAUUCCGAAAACGAUAAAAAAUCAACCGACUAGUGAAGCUGUUUCCGCUGAGCUUGAGUUAGUGGCCGCGCAAGGCUCGGACCGAGGCGGUGGCCUGGUGGUUAUUAAGCGUGAAAUUGACCCAUUGACUACCAUCUCUCUUCAAGUUGAUGAUGUGAAUGGUGUUUGGUCGGCCACCGUCGCUCCAGGGAAAGGUGGAUUGUCCGGCACUACCGACAACGCAUCCCGUCAAUACGUGGUCAUCUCGCGGUCCACGGAUUCGGGCCAGGAAGUGGAUGAGGUAUUUUCGGUGGAAGAACAAAGCUUGAAGCCUUUCAAGGCACCGGAGUUCAACCCCAACGAAGACUGCACAAUUGAUAUCGGUUCUUUGGCGGAUGAUACUCGUCUAGUUCAGGUCUUGCGGAACGAGGUCAGGAGCUAUGACAUGGAUCUGGGAUUGUCACAAAUUUACCCUGUUUGGGACGAAGACACUAGCGAUGAACGUGUGGCCGUAAGCGCGAGCUUUAUUGACCCUUACCUUGUAAUUCUUCGGGAUGAUUCAUCUGUGUUGCUUCUGCAAGCGGACAACAAUGGAGAUCUCGAUGAGGUUUCGCUUCCACAGGAUAUCAGCACGUCGAAAUGGCGCUCCGGCUGUCUAUAUCACGACAUGUCUCAAUCAUUCAGUCCUGCAGAUUCAAUGCCCGACAGCACCACACAAGACGAGACACUUCUUUUCUUGCUAGGCCUGGAUUGCAAGCUAUCAAUAUUCCGACUUUCCGACUUGAAGUUGCUCGCUGUGAUCGAAGGCGUCGACUGCUUGCCACCUGUGCUAUCGUCUGAGCCUCCUCGACGGUCAAAUACUCGGGAAACCCUAACCGAAUUCGUUGUCGCAAAUCUUGGCGACCGGACCAGCGCCUCGCCUUAUCUGAUUGUUCGCACCGACAACGACGAUCUCAUCUUUUACAAACCCAUGUUAAUGCUGUCAAAUCCUGAUGACGAAUCGUCCCGUUGCUUGCAAUUCUUCCGGGAGGCCAACCAUGUCCUGCCGAAGAAUCUUUCCGGAGAGGCUUCACAAACGGAUAACCAACGACGCAUUAGACCGUUGCGUGUUUUAUCCGAUAUUUCAGGAUUCAGCACAGUAUUCAUGCCCGGCGCCUCUUCCAGCUUUGUUUUCAAGACCGCGAAAAGCUCACCACACAUAUUGCGUCUUCGGGGAGGAUAUACACGUUGGCUGAGCAGCUUUGAUUCAGCCGAUACCGGCUGUGAAAAUGGGUUCAUUUACGUGGACUCGCAGAGCUGCGUCCGGGCUUGUCAAUUGCCCCCACAAACGCAAUUUGACUAUUCGUGGACCUUGCGCAAGAUUGCCCUGGAGGAGCAGGUUGAUCACCUGGCUUACUCUACGUCUUCUGAAACAUACGUAUUUGCUUCAAGUCAACGCGCAGACUUCAGGUUGCCGGAGGGUGAUGACUUGCACCCCGAAUGGCGCAGUGAAGACAUAUCUUUUUGUCCGGAAAUCCCUCAGAGCAGCAUAAAGGUCAUUAGCCCCAAGACAUGGUCUAUCGUUGACAGUUACUCUCUAGAUCCAGAUGAGCAGGUGACAGCAGUGAAGAAUGUGAAUAUCGAGAUCUCGGAGAAUACCCACGAACGCAAGGAUCUUAUUGUCGUUGGAACCGCUAUUGCCAAGGGCGAGGACAUACCAGCCCGCGGCUCCAUCUAUGUAUUCGAGGUGGUGAACGUGGUUCCAGACCCCGAAAAGCCCGAGACCGGCCGUAAACUGAAGUUAGUCGGCAAGGAGUCAGUGAAAGGCGCCGUGACAGCUCUAUCCGGCAUCGGCGGUCAAGGUUUCGUGAUCGUUGCCCAGGGACAAAAAUGCAUGGUCCGAGGUCUUAAAGAAGACGGGAGCCUUCUCCCCGUGGCAUUUAUGGACAUGCAAUGUUAUGUCAGUGUUGCGAAGGAGCUCAAGGGCACUGGCAUGGUCCUUAUAGGCGAUGCCGUGAAAGGACUCUGGUUUGCAGGCUACUCGGAGGAGCCUUACAAGAUGACGCUCUUUGGCAAAGACCCCGAAUACCUGGAAGUGGUGGCAGCCGACUUCCUCCCGGAUGGAAACAAGCUCUACAUGCUGGUUGCAGACAGCGACUGCAACCUCCACGUCUUACAAUAUGACCCGGAAGAUCCCAAGUCAUCCAACGGUGAUCGACUGCUCAGCCGAAGCAAGUUCUACGCAGGCAACUACGCCACAUCAGUGACACUUAUGCCACGUACAGCGGUGUCAUCCGAGCUCAUCGAAGCGUCCGACGAAGACAUGGACCUGGAUCAGACGUUCCCAACCCACCAGGCCCUGAUCGCCUCCUACAAUGGAUCCCUGGCACUUGUGACAUCCGUUGCAGAGGAAUCCUACCGCCGGCUCUCAGCGCUGCAGUCCCAGCUCAUCAACACGAUCGAACACACGGCGGGACUGAACGCUCGUGCUUUCCGGGCUGUCGAGAGUGACGGUGCCGCAGGCCGCGGCAUGGUUGACGGGAAUCUACUGCGCCUCUGGCUCAACAUGAGCAAGCAGCGCCAAGCUGAGAUUGCGGGCCGGGUCGGCGCCACGGACUGGGAGAUCCGGGCCGAUCUGGAGUCCAUUGGCGGGGACGGAUUCGGAUAUCUGUGA
Molecule: messenger RNA, 4173 nt
Organism: Penicillium arizonense
Lineage: Eukaryota; Fungi; Ascomycota; Eurotiomycetes; Eurotiales; Aspergillaceae
Product: cleavage/polyadenylation factor CFT1
Exons: 7
Coding region: 1-4173 (1390 amino acids)
Cellular component (GO): mRNA cleavage and polyadenylation specificity factor complex; nucleus
Molecular function (GO): nucleic acid binding; protein binding
Source: RefSeq, a predicted model, not a curated record